Molecule: messenger RNA, 2750 nt
Organism: Charadrius vociferus (killdeer)
Lineage: Eukaryota; Metazoa; Chordata; Aves; Charadriiformes; Charadriidae
Gene: ARHGAP45
Product: histocompatibility (minor) HA-1
Exons: 21
Biological process (GO): activation of GTPase activity; signal transduction
Cellular component (GO): membrane
Molecular function (GO): GTPase activator activity
Source: RefSeq, a predicted model, not a curated record
GUUUCCAUUACGAAUCCAAUAAUGAGACGGACAAGCGGGAGUUCGAGAAGGCCGUGGAGACCAUCGCAGUGUCCUUCAGCAGCACCGUCUCCGAGUUCCUCAUGGGGGAGGUGGACAGCAGCACCAUCCUCUCCAUCCCACCCAGCGACCAGAACCAGGCUAUGGAGAGCCUCUACGGGGGGAUCCCCGGGCCUGGAGGAGACGGCAUGCCUUCGGGCAUGGAAAGCUACGACACGGGCCGUCCUCCUGCUGAGGAAGUUGACGUGAUGCUGCAGCGCUGCGAGGGGGGGGUAGAUGCUGCCCUCCAGUACGCCAAAAACAUCUCCAAGUACAUGAAGGACCUCAUCGGAUACCUGGAGAAAAGGACCACGCUGGAGAUGGAGUUUGCCAAAGGGCUUCAGAAGAUGGCAAACAGCUGCAAGCAGACCAUCAGUCAGGAGACCAACAUGCCUUUCCUGUCCAUCUACCUGCUGGCCCUGGAGCAGGAUAUGGAGCACGGGACGUCGGUUCUGCAGGCUGCCAACACCCUGCAGCAGCAGACCUUCCUCCAGCCGCUAACUGUGAGACGCCUCGAGCACGAAAAACGGAGGAAGGAGAUCAAGGAGCAGUGGCACCGGGCGCAGAGGAAGCUGCAAGAGGCGGAGGUGAACCUGCGCAAGGCCAAGCAGAUAUACAUGCAGCGCAGCGAGGAGCACGACAAGGCCAAGUACAUGGCAGUGAAGGCGGAGGAGGAGCAGCAGAACACCGCCAGCAGCAUCACCACCAAAACCCUGGACAAGAAGAGGCGGCUGGAAGAGGAAGCCAAGAACAAGGCAGAAGAGGCGAUGGCCACCUAUCGGACCUGUGUGGCGGACGCAAAUACCCAGAAGCAGGAGCUGGAGGAUACCAAGGUGAACUCCUUGCGGCAGAUCCACGAAGUGAUCAAACAGAGCGACCAGGUCAUCAAGACGGCCACCAUCUCCUUCUACCAGAUCAUGCACAUGCAGACGGCUCCGCUGCCCGUCAACUUCCAGACACUGUGCGAGAGCAGCAAGCUCUACGACCCCGGGCAGCAAUACGCCUCUCACGUCAGGCAGCUGCAGCGAGGAGACGAACCUGACAUCCAGUACGACUUUGAGCCCUACGUGUCCCACAACGCCUGGUCGCCCUUCACUCGGACACGGAAAGGCAGCUUCAACGCCAAUGACUUCUCCACGAACGCGGGCGCUGAUGGGGCCGGGCUGCCCAAGGACGGGGCCGUCUUGGAAGGAGGAGCGGGAGCCAAGGAGCAGCAGAGCGGGGCCGUGGCGGCCGAGCGGAGAGGUGAGCAUCGCCGUGGGAGGGGACACCAGGUCCACAAAUCCUGGCCGACCUCCAUUACUGAAGCUGAGAGCAGCCUGGAUUCAAACGCAGGUGAAUUCAGCCCUAAACUCCAGCGGCUGUCUUCCAACGGCACCAUGUCCUCCAGUGAAGAGCUGGAGGAGAAGGAUGAGAACGCCACCCCCUUUGAGCAGAGCAUCAAUGGGAUGACCUCGGAGAUGACAGCUCCAACGGGGCCCUUCCGAAAUGUUGGCUUGUCCAAGGCUGCCCAGACUCACCGACUGAGGAAGCUCCGGACCCCUUCCAAGUGCCGAGAGUGCAACAGCUACGUUUACUUCCAGGGAGCAGAGUGCGAGGAGUGCUACCUGGCCUGCCACAAGAAGUGCCUGGAAACCUUGGCCAUCCAGUGCGGGCACAAGAAGCUCCAAGGGAAGCUGCAGCUUUUUGGGCAAGACUUCACAAAGGCUUCCCAGAGUAGCUCAGAUGGCAUCCCCUUCAUCAUCAAGAAGUGCAUUUCUGAGAUUGAGAAGCGGGCACUGAAAACCAAGGGCAUCUACCGAGUUAAUGGUGUCAAGACCCGCGUGGAGAAGCUUUGCCAGGCGUUUGAGAACGGGAAAGAGCUGGUGGAGCUGUCCCAGGCCUCCCCUCACGAUAUCAGCAACGUCCUGAAGCUCUACCUGAGACAGCUGCCGGAGCCCAUUAUGCCCUUCCGCAUGUACAACGAGCUGAUGGGUCUGGCCAAGGAGAGCUUGCAGGGCGGCGAGGCCAAGGGCAAGAGCGGGAAGGGGGGACCUGAGCUGGUGGACAAAGGAGCCGACACAGACAAAGUGGUGGUGAACCUGGUGGUGAAGCUGAAGGAGCUGCUGAAGGAGCUGCCCUUGGAGAACAUGGCCACGCUCCAGUACCUCCUGCAGCACCUGAGAAGGAUUGUGGAAGUGGAACAGGACAAUAAGAUGACCUCAAGCAACCUGGGCAUCGUCUUUGGGCCGACGCUGAUGCGCCCGAGGCCCACGGAUGCCACUAUUUCCUUGUCCUCCCUGGUUGAUUAUCCUCACCAAGCUCGCAUCAUCGAGGCGCUCAUCAUCUUCUACUCGACCAUCUUUGAGAACAAGGAGAGCACGGCGCUGGCCGACUCCAGCAAAUACACCGCAGGCAGCAAGGAGGAGGCAGCCAACUGCCCUGACCUGGCCAGCGCAGGCUCACAGCGCGCAGCUCCUCCCGGCAGCGUCCCCUACCUGGAGCUGCCUCCGGAGAAGGGGAAUUUGGGUUACAGCGCCGGCUCGUUCGCAGAGUCUGGCGACCGCUCCGUUGACUCCGACUCCGAGCUGGAGGACAGCGGGGAGCUGCUGGCCGCCGCGGAGGGGGGCCCACGAACCCAACUAAGCAAACAGGAGAGCGAGACCAGCACAGACGAAGCUCAGUUCUGUUACUUCCAUGGCUUGAGUCCUUAA